GAUAUUCCGAGAUGUUCCUAGUGAUAUAACGAUAGAAGUGGAUGGUGUUACAUUUGCAUUGCAUAAGUUCCCUCUUGUCUCUCGGAGUGGACGAAUCCGGAAGUUGGUAGCAGAACACAGGGAUUCUGAUAUAUCAAGGAUUGAGCUCUUGAGCCUUCCCGGAGGUGCCGAGUCAUUUGAGCUGGCAGCCAAAUUCUGCUAUGGUGUUAACUUCGAGAUUAUAUCUGCAAAUGUUGCUCAGCUUUGCUGUGUGUCAGAUUACCUGGAAAUGAACGAGGAGUAUUCUAAGGAAAAUCUUGGUUCCCGUGCUGAAGAAUAUCUUGAUAGCAUUGUCUGCAAGAAUCUUGAAAUGUGUGUUGAAGUCCUGCAACAUUGUGAAAAUCUAAUUCCUCUAGCUGAUGAGCUGAAAAUUGUUGGCCGAUGUAUUGAUGCUAUAGCCUCUAAAGCUUGUGUAGAGCAAAUUGCUUCGAGCUUCUCACGCUUGGAGUAUAGUAGCUCAGGAAGACUUCACAUGAACCGGCAGGCCAAAUGUGGAAGAGACUGGUGGAUAGAAGAUCUCUCUGUUCUUCGGAUUGACUUGUAUCAGUUAGUUAUAACAGCCAUGAAAUGUCGUGGUGUCCGACCUGAGAGUAUUGGAGCAUCACUUGUGAACUAUGCUCAGAAAGAGUUGACUAAGAAAUCCAGCUUAUGGAAUCAAUCUAGCCAGCCAAAAGUUGACUUGGUUUCUGGUUCAAGUGGGCAUGAGAGACUUGUGGUUGAGACAAUUGUUAGCCUUCUUCCUGUUGAAAAAUUCACUGUGCCCAUCAACUUUCUCUUGGGUUGUUGCGAAGCGCUUUGA
Molecule: messenger RNA, 838 nt
Organism: Ilex paraguariensis (yerba mate)
Lineage: Eukaryota; Viridiplantae; Streptophyta; Magnoliopsida; Aquifoliales; Aquifoliaceae
Source: the annotation of a GenBank genome assembly